GAGGGUAUAUUCGUCAUUACAGAUCGUACGGUCGUCGAGUCAUCUACGUGGAUGCAAUCGUCACCCUUCAUCUCCAUCUCCCGUUGCCGAAACCCCAACUUCCCCGGUCUUCAAUAGCAUUCAAAAUUCAUUUUUCUCUCUCCUGCCAUUUCACCCGUGGAGAGAGAAACCGAAGCCGACUCCGAGAGAGAGAGAGGGGAUUUGCGAUUCCGAUCUAGGGUUUUGUUUUCGGUGCGGCGGUGAGAUGGCUUGGCCUCCGGAGACGACGUCGUACUUCAGCUGGAAGGAGGUGCAUGUGACGAGCGACAAAGGGAUGAAGGAGGUUCAUUAUUACCUGAAGAGGAGAGACGGAGGCGCAGAUCUGGCUGUUGUCGGGAGGGAGAAUAACUCGAGGCAUAUAUCGUAUAGAUACGCGUUGAAGACGAAUCGCUCCGUUCUAUAUAAGUUUAACACUCGUGGGGAUGUCGUGGAUUGGCUCAACUUUGUUGUUUCAGGUGUAUUACCUCAAGAAGCAAACAUACCAGCUGCCCCUGCGACUACCCAAGCUGCUAAAGGGCUAAAAAAUAUUGACACUAUUAAGGAUGCAUGUGAUCCGGAGCUGGUUCAUAAAAGCAAAAACUUCUCGUGGAUCGGUUCACCAUGGACUUGCAGGAAAAGGCGUAAGCAUUACCCAUCUUUUUUCCGAAAUGGUGUCAGAGUCUCUGUAAAUGAUUUUGUGUAUGUUUUAGCUGAGCAGAAUAAGCGUAUAAUAGCAUACUUGGAAGACAUGUAUGAGGAUUGUAAAGGCAGCAAGAUGGUUGUGGUACGAUGGUUUCACAAAACUGAUGAGGUUGGUAUUGUUUUGCCUCACAAUGUUAAUGACAGAGAGAUUUUCUUUUCUCUUUGUCUUCAAGAUAUCGACAUUGAGUGCAUAGAUGGGUUGGCUACCAUCCUCAGUCUUCAGCACUAUGAGAAAUUUCUUAAGGAGUUUUUGCAUGGUCGGCCAAUAGUCUUCUUUUGUCGUAAAUUAUAUGAAGAAGAUGCCGUGAAGCCUUAUGACAUAACACAACUGAAAGGUUACUGGGGACAACAAAUGCUUAGAUACUUGAAUGUGACCAUUUCAAAGUCCGGUGAAGGUGCUCAGGAACCUGGUAAUGACAUACUAGUAGGGGCUUCUGGGGUUAAUUGUUGUGGGGUUAGAUUGAGGAAGAGGCGCCGUUCCGGCCCUUUAGAGGGUUCAGAUAUGCCAUUACCGAAUGACCAGAAGGAUGAUUACCAACGUAGUCUGCCUGCACCUACGACCCAGGAGGAGGCUAAGCCAAGUUCUUCCCGAUACAUAAAAAGGGGUUCACUUGUUGAAGUGCUUUCUCAAGAUAGUGGCAUCAGAGGUUGUUGGUUUAGGGCUCUAAUAUUAAAGAAGCAUAAGGGUAAGGUGAAGGUCCAAUACCGAGACAUUCAGGAUGCUGAAGAUAAAUCUAAGAAGCUAGAGGAGUGGAUUUUGACAUCUCGGGUUGCUGCUACCGAUGAUUUUGGUCUUAGAAUUCCAGGUCGAAAGAUGAUACGUCCUCCUCUGGAACCCUGCAAAACAAAUACUCUACCUGCUGCUGUUGUUGGAAUGCCUGUGGAUGUGUGGUGGUUUGAUGGCUGGUGGGAAGGCAUCGUGGUUAAAAAAGUCUCGGAAGAGAGAUUUGAAGUCUACCUGCCAGGUGAAAAGAAAAUGUCGGUCUUUCAUUGUAGUGAUUUUAGACAAUCUCAGGAAUGGUUGGGAGAUGAGUGGGUACACAUGAAACCUAGGUCUGAUCUCGUGAGUUCUGUUCUGUCUUCUAUGGAGACAAAACAUACUGCAGUGAAAAUCGAUGAGAAGUCAGCUCAAGUUGGUGGAGGUGAACCUCUGGGCCCUCUUCCAGUAGCUACAAAUCAGAAAGCAUUCUUUUCCCUACCCGUUCGUGAUCUUCUGAAGGAUGUUCUGGUAUCAUCUGAGUUAAAGUGGAAAACGUCAAGGAAGAGAAAACGAAGCAAUUCAUUGGUCACGAAUUACAGAGAUUGUGAAAGAAGAUCUUUGGCUUCUGAAUCCUUUAAAGUAGAUUGCGAGAACUGCAAGUUCAUGGGAGAUUCUCUGUUUGGUUCUUCUGUGGCGCAGCCACUGACUGGGUUGGUAAUGUCAAGAUGAUCAUUGUUGGUGUUGGAUUGUCUUCUAACGGGGUAGCAUGUCGCAUGCCGCCAUCUGCUUGAUGCCGUUUUGGGUUUAGAUUACAAAUGAAUCAGCAGCAGCCGAAGUUGGAUUAGAUUAUUAGUUCAUAGUGUGGCAUCCAAAUUCCUCUUAUGUAUGUAUGGUGUAACAGUAGGUGGGGGAGCUUUUCUUACCCUGGGGAAAUCCAGGCAGCAAAAUUUUUGGAUGCACUACUAGGGUUCUAGCAAUUAAAUCAGGAGGCUUUUCUUAGAUUCUUCUUAAGCUAAUAGAGUUUGCUUUCUCUCUCUCUCUUCAUGUAUUAUCUUUUAAUAAAGUAUGCUUCGUUCUUGCUC
This is a messenger RNA of Tarenaya hassleriana, 2502 nucleotides long. RefSeq lists its product as uncharacterized. The transcript is spliced from 6 exons. The record is from RefSeq and is a predicted model, not a curated record. Lineage: Eukaryota; Viridiplantae; Streptophyta; Magnoliopsida; Brassicales; Cleomaceae. Gene Ontology annotation, molecular function: chromatin binding. Bases 245 to 2149 code for a protein of 634 amino acids.